GCAGGAAGCGAGUGGUGCCCGUCCAUGGUAUAAGAGUGCCACCGACGCCCGAGGGUCAACUCCAAAUCGCAUCAUGAAAGUUCUCGCUCUCCUCGCUCUCUUCGUCGGCGCCGCGCUCGGGAAGGCCACGAGAGGAAAUGCCGCUUACGCCUACGUGUACAGCGAGCCGGGGAUGAAUGGCUUCUACCAGCUUUUCAACGACUAUGCACCUGACCUUCAGAGCUUUAACUUCGACAACGUCAUCAGUAGCGUCUAUCAGACUGGCAUGUGGCUGUACUACGAGAAUGUGGAAUACAACCAGGCAUCAGGCAGAGUCUACUGGGUGCAUGGAAUCGAACUCUCCGUUGACUUCCCACAGGAAUAUUCGAAUAUGUGUUCUUCCCUCAAGUUCGUGGGGAGCCCAGAUUACAUGAAUGUCGACUCGUGGACAGUGUUCGAGGGCCCCAUCUUCACGGGCAGCGAAUAUUACGGGGAAGCAAACGCUGACAACCUGGGCACCCUCACUGAUAAGGGCUCUUCCAUUAUCUUGACGGGCACCAGUCCAUGGACCUUCUACGAUGGCAACAGCUGGACGGGGUCGAGUUUGUGUCUUUAUCCCAACACUGACCAAGACACCGGCCCCCAAGGCCAGGUCUUGAACUUCGGCAUCUACUCUGACGUGAGAGACCUCGGCAUCACCGACAACACCAUCGGCUCCGUGCGCAAGGGCUGCUGGUCCAAGAACGUGGCCCAGGUCGAGCCGCUCAAGGCCGAGUACAGGGGCAAGAAUGGUGCAUGGGGCAUCUUGGAGCCUUAGCUCGGGAAUCGUGGAACCUCAGGAGCCCAAAGCCGGACGGGCAGUGGGCGAGGUAGCUCCAACUGGACGGCUUGCAACAUUGCAUUACUUUGCAACAUCUGACUGUUGCGUGAAGGAUCUGCUUACUGCAAUAUAGAUAUUAAAAAAUAAACAAUUAUAACCGUU
This is a messenger RNA of Penaeus chinensis, 961 nucleotides long. RefSeq lists its product as uncharacterized. The record is from RefSeq and is a predicted model, not a curated record. Bases 74 to 796 code for a protein of 240 amino acids. The transcript is spliced from 6 exons. Lineage: Eukaryota; Metazoa; Arthropoda; Malacostraca; Decapoda; Penaeidae.